GCAAGCUUCGACAAAGCAAUCGUACUUCGCACACCGGUGCUGAGGAGUCUGCAACACAUGGCAUCUUGUUCCUGAGCGUUGAGGUACAUCUUCAGCCGACAUUGCCCCCUCUGUCACCAUGCUACAGCCUCGAUUACCAUUGUCGCUCCUCUGCAGACAAUGCAGGCUACCCACCCCAGUCUCCCGACGAUCAUACGCCUCAGUCAUUGAUGCCGCCCGAUCAAGUCAAACAGCCACGGACGCUCCUGUCGAUGACUUGCCUCCAGUACUUGAUAGUAUUGGCCACGUCAAACACGAAAUUCGAUUGCGUCGAUACGUUCCUCGAACUCCCGGCCAGCGCCAUCUUAUUAGACCAUUGAAUGACCACCUGUGGAAAGGCCGCCCAUGGCAAGCCCUCACAUUUCCCAAGAAAGGCCACGCCAAAGGUGGUAGAAAUAAUACUGGUCACGUCGUCGUCAGACACAGAGGUGGAGGUCACAAGAGAAGGAUUCGCACCGUGGAUUUUCACCGGAGUGGUGGUGGGAGACAUUUGGUCGAACGCAUUGAGCACGAUCCUGGCCGCACUGCCCAUAUCGCGCUAGUCAAAAGCCUUGAAACUGGUACUCGUACCUACAUUCUGGCUGCGGAGGGUUUGCGGGCUGGUGACGUUGUGGAAAGCUACAGGAACGGCUUGCCACAGUCUUUGAUUGACGAAAUGGGCGGCCAUGUCGACCUCGGUGUCCUUGCUUCCAAGACUGCAUACAAGGGCAAUUGCUUGAAAUUGAGCAUGAUACCUGUGGGCACGCCUAUCUUCAACAUUGCGCCCAGCCGGGAAGAAGGGGGCAGAUUGUGUCGCAGCGCAGGCACUCAUGGAAUCAUCAUUGGCAAGGGCGAGGACACAGUUCAAAGGGAGAUCUCAAAACUUCUAGGCGAAGGCAACGAGUUGGACAUGUCUGCGCUUUCACCGGCGCAGCUCAAGACUCUUGAAAAGACGGCAGGCUACGUGACCGUCAAAUUAUCCAGUGGCGAAGUUCGACUCAUCGACCGAGAUGCUGUUGCAACCAUUGGCAUCGCCAGCAAUGUAAACUACCGGUAUACAUCUCUUGGCAAGGCCGGCAGGAAGCGCUGGCUGAAUAUCCGACCCACCGUUCGAGGUCUGGCCAUGAAUGCCAUGGAUCAUCCCCAUGGUGGUGGUCGAGGUAAAUCCAAGGGAAACCGAAUUCCUUCUAGCCCGUGGGGUAUUCCGGCUAAAUCUGGCUAUAAAACGAGACCGAAGCACAAGGGUGUCAACCCUCUGGUCGUUCAACAACGACCUAGAAACCACGGAAAACGUAGAUGAGGUUACUAGCAUUUGUACAAUACCACCCUUAGAGGAACUAUCACAUCCAUUAAUGUUGCGGGCAUUUCUGAUUUUGGAGCACAU
This is a messenger RNA of Exophiala mesophila, 1402 nucleotides long. RefSeq lists its product as uncharacterized. Gene Ontology annotation, biological process: cytoplasmic translation. The record is from RefSeq and is a predicted model, not a curated record. The transcript has 2 exons. Gene Ontology annotation, cellular component: ribosome. Gene Ontology annotation, molecular function: structural constituent of ribosome; RNA binding. Bases 119 to 1318 code for a protein of 399 amino acids. NCBI's taxonomy places the organism in Eukaryota, Fungi, Ascomycota, Eurotiomycetes, Chaetothyriales, Herpotrichiellaceae.